AUGGAAAACCCUGAAGGAGUGUUAAAUUUAUUAGAUGAAUUUGCCAAGUUAAAGUCGAAAGAAAUCCCUCACGACUUGGAGGAAUAUUUAUCGUACGUUGCGACCUCGGGGGAUCCGGUUUAUCAAUGGUCAUUGAUUAAAUCUUUGUAUCGGCAGAAGCUAAUAAACGUUAUAACCGAAUUUUACGAGAUGUGCCCAGUAAUGGAUAUUCCACGAUGUCCAAAUGUAGAUCCUUUCAAUUACGAAACCAUGAAGAACAGCUUAUUAAAACGGUUAGAUUCGUUUUCCAGUGCUCCGUUUACAAUACAACGAUUAUCAGAGUUACUAACGACACCGAGAAAGCAAUACAACCGCGUUGAUAAGUUUAUGCGUGCUGUGGAAAAAAAUAUAUGGGUAGUAAGUACGAGAGAACCUGGAUCUCGAGACCCGAUCAACUCCCAAGAAUCAUCAGCGAAUAUGGUAAACGGGGUAACAACACGUGUCUGUGUCACAGUAAAACAUCCUAAAAAAAUCAAGUCCAUUGAAGAACGAAUUAAAAGCGGUCAUCCUCAAUUAAUUGAUGAUGAGGAAGAAGAGGAGGAAGAGGAAGAAGAUGUCGAUGAGUAUGAACAAAUGGAAGAAGAAAAUAAUCAAGAAGUGAUUCAAAAUAAUGAAACAGAUGAUUCUUCUUUACAAUGCACAUCUGUAAAAGAUCUAAUCGAAAAAUAUGAAAACGGUACAAUUUUUUCAAGCACAGAAGAAGAAAAAUCUGAACAAUUUGACGAAUCAGCUUCUACUCCAAAUAUAAAUUCUGAUACUUCAUCUUCUACCAGUGCUGUACCACCGACCACUACAGCUUCAGAAACAAGUUCCAUAAAUUCCGAGACCACCUCUAACUCGACCACAAUUGAUAUUUUAUGCAAGGAUUCUUGUGUUCUAUCUACAAACAUAGUAUCAGACUCUAAUGAGACAGUUGAGGCAAAAGAAACAUUGGCGGAACUUGAAAGUUUAAAGGAUUCUAUAAUACAUUUACCUGAUUCAUCAGUUGAAGAAGAGAGUAAUAAGGCAGUUAGUGCAUCCAAACUGAUUUUAUCUUCCUUAGAAAAUAAAUUUGAAGAUGAAAAUUCUGAUAAUUCAUCAUUUAGCACCAAUUUAGAAAUAGCUGCGGAUGAUUCAACAGUUAUAGACCCCGUCUUAUGUGUAAAUUCAGAUUCUCUUACAAUGAAAGAAAACAUAUUGCAAGCCACUGAUGAAACAUCUUCAAUAAAUGCAAGUAUGUCUAUAGACUCCUAUGAUAAUAAUGUUCUCGAAACACAAACUGAUACUAUACCUGAUCUCCAAGAAAAUGUCGACAAUGAUGUGAAAAAAUGA
Pediculus humanus corporis (human body louse) is the source of this 1350-nucleotide messenger RNA. RefSeq lists its product as uncharacterized. The coding region runs from base 1 to 1350 and encodes 449 amino acids. NCBI's taxonomy places the organism in Eukaryota, Metazoa, Arthropoda, Insecta, Psocodea, Pediculidae. The record is from RefSeq and is a predicted model, not a curated record. Gene Ontology annotation, cellular component: cytoplasm; nucleus; protein phosphatase 4 complex. Gene Ontology annotation, biological process: protein dephosphorylation. The transcript is spliced from 2 exons. Gene Ontology annotation, molecular function: protein phosphatase regulator activity.